AUGCGCUCGCUGCCCACCAAGCAGGGGGCCACCAUGAAAUCGCUCCCCACCAUGCGAUCUCUGCCGCCCUGCCAGGAGAGCGACGGCGAGUCAUCGGAGACUGACGACGAGUUCGACCACCCGCGCGCGCUCGGGCGAGCGGAAUCCGGAGGCGGCUGCGCACCCGAGAACCCACCCGAGAACGGGCAGGACUCCGCCUGGGCGGGCGCCGGCGGCGCCCAGCCGGCUGCUCGCGAGCGGCCGCCGUCUCGGCCUGGAGGCGUCGAGUUCCACGGCGUCGCCGGGGCGCAGCCCGCCCACGCUCGGCCGGGCGUGGCCGCGCCCGGCUGGGGCCGCGGCCGGGUGCGGCGGCCGGCAGGCGCAGGGCGGGCGGGAGCCGCCCGCGGCGCGCUCGCGGCCGCCAGCAGGGCGCUGGAGGGGCAGCGGGCCAGGCUCUUGGAGCAGGAGCAGCUGCUGGCAGAGCUCCAGCGGCAGGUUCAGGAGAUCAGACAGAACAUUCUCCAGCAGGAGCCCGACCUGGUGGAGCUGGAGCUUCAGAAGGGUGAUCUCAUGGGCAACGUGCUGGUGCCGAUCGACAGGGCAGCUCCCACCGCCCUUAGCGCUCCAGACACCACUACGCUCAUGGUCCGCAGCAUUCCGAUGGCUGUGACGCAGAGAGGUUUGCUUGACCUCAUCGACAGGUCUGGCUUCGCGAACCGCUAG
This is a messenger RNA of Prorocentrum cordatum, 702 nucleotides long. The record is from the annotation of a GenBank genome assembly. NCBI's taxonomy places the organism in Eukaryota, Dinophyceae, Prorocentrales, Prorocentraceae.